AAGAAAAACCCGAAGAAGACCGACUUAAUGAUUUGCUUUCCUUAGUAAAAGAUAUUUAUCAACAUAAUUUAUUAACUUCUCAGGGCCGAGAAACGCUUAAUUAUCUCCAAACUCAACGCCGAUUAACUCCCCAGUUGAUUGACCGCUUUUCUUUGGGUUGCAGCAUUAGUAAUAAACAAUUAACUAGUUUACUUUUUUCUGUCCAAGAAUUUUCAACCAACUUGUCUCGGACCAACUUAGUGCAAAUUAACGAUAAUAAUCAAGUUUACGAUUACUUUGCUGCUCAGCAAUUAAUUUUGCCUUUAACUAACAAAAACGGAAAAAUUGUAGCCUUUGCGAGUCGAAAAAUAACAGUUGGUUCCAGCGAAAGUAAAUAUAAUUAUUUGCCUAAUUACCAAACUUACCAAAAAUCGGCUUUACUCUACAAUUAUUCGACCGUUCACUCGGAUCGAGCGGAAGAUUGUUAUCUAGUUGAGGGUUUUUUUGAUGUCAUUAGUUUGACUGGAUUAGGAGUGGAAAAUUGUUUGGCUCUCUUAGGAACCAAUUGUUCAACCAAACAAAUACAUUUGUUGCACCGUCUAAAAAAACGCGUUAUUCUUUUUUUAGACGGUGACCGAGCCGGUCGGGAAGCCACGAUUAAUAUCAUCCUUGCUUUGUUGGAAAAUGAAAUCGACUGCGAAGUAAUAAGUCAUCCUUACCAAGUCGAUCCCGAUGAGAUUUGUUGCCACCACGAACGCGAGACAGUGCUUAAUAUUCUCCAAACUCGCCAAAAUCCUUAUCUUUUUAUUCUGGAUUAUCAUUUUCGCCAAUGA
Racocetra fulgida is the source of this 812-nucleotide messenger RNA. The record is from the annotation of a GenBank genome assembly. Lineage: Eukaryota; Fungi; Glomeromycota; Glomeromycetes; Diversisporales; Gigasporaceae.